AUGUUCGACGUCUUCGCCCACCUCUUAUCCUCGAUCGCAUCCUUCCUAUUCCCUCUGUUCGCCUCCUACAAGGCCCUCAAGACCUCCGACCCCGCCCAACUGACGCCAUGGCUCAUGUACUGGGUCGUCCUCGCCUGCGCCCUCCUCGUCGAGUCCUGGACUGAGUGGAUCCUCGUCUGGAUCCCCUUCUACGCCUACAUCCGCCUCCUCUUCCUUCUCUACCUCGUCUUGCCCCAGACCCAGGGCGCCCGCAUCAUUUACCAAACCCACGUCCAUCCCUUCCUACAAAAUAACGAGGCCCAGAUCGAGGAGUUUAUAUCUGAGGCCCAUGACCGCCUCAAGGCCGCCGGCAUCGCCUACCUCAAGCGCGCCAUCGAAAUCAUCAAGACGAGCGUGCUCGGCUUGCCCCCAGGCGACCCCGAACCCGCGCCCCAGCCCGCUGCCGCCGCCGCCCCAACUCAGACCUAUACCCAGUCGCUCCUCGCCCGGUUUAGCGUCCCCACUGCGCGCUGGGCUCCUGCGGGCCAUGCGGGCUCUGACUUUUACAACCUUCUCGCCGGCGCCGUGUCCGCUGCCACCAGCGCUGCCGCGGGCAGCGCUGCGCCUGGUCAGCACCAAGACCUCUCCAAGUCGGGCUCCCUUAUUCCGCCUGAGCUACAAGGCGGUGAGAGGACGAGCUUCAUUGCCGCGCAGCGCGAGCGUCUCGCCUUCCUUAUCAAGGCCCUCGACCGUGAGGCCGCCGCCUCCGAGACGGCCUCGGCCGAAGCGUUUGGCCGUCCCGGCAGCAUGCAGCUCGACGGCAGCGAGGAGGAGCCUACACAAAGGCCGCCGAGCGCGCAUAGUGGGUUGAGUAAGUCGCGUAGCGAGACGGACUUUGAAAAGAUUGAUGCCGAGAGCGGGGCCGAGGAUAUCGGCGGCGACGACGAGGACGGUACCGUCCGGCGGAGGCAGACGAGCGGCGGCAGUGGGGGAUCGUCGUGGAUGCCGUGGGGCUGGGGUGCGACGCCGACGGCCGAGAACCCUGAGGGUGGGUCCAGCUCGGGCUUGCAGAAGUGA
This is a messenger RNA of Colletotrichum higginsianum IMI 349063, 1056 nucleotides long. Its product is annotated as Protein YOP1. Lineage: Eukaryota; Fungi; Ascomycota; Sordariomycetes; Glomerellales; Glomerellaceae. The record is from RefSeq and is a predicted model, not a curated record. The transcript is spliced from 3 exons. Bases 1 to 1056 code for a protein of 351 amino acids.